Messenger RNA from Anthostomella pinea, 738 nucleotides. The record is from the annotation of a GenBank genome assembly. NCBI's taxonomy places the organism in Eukaryota, Fungi, Ascomycota, Sordariomycetes, Xylariales, Xylariaceae.
AUGAGCCCAAGCAAGCAAGAACAUGACGAGGAAGAGCAGGCCUUCCUCUCGCCAGGUCCGGCUCCCAACGAUGCCGUGUGGUCCCGGAAAAGCACAACUUCGCGCAAGGCGACGCGAUACUUGCGGCUAGCACUGGAGAUUGCGAUGGCAAUAGUCAUCGGUCUUUUCGUGGCCAAUACGGUGCGCGAAAAGAGCCAAGUCAAACCGUCUCCGGUUCCGAAGUUGCCGCGAAAGACGUACACAUUCCUCCCGGAUCCGCAAUAUGUAAGCGAAGACAUGCUCUUCGACGAGCAGGACACGCUUCACACGCUGCAUAGCUGGAUACCGCUGAGUGCAGACGCCAGGGGCUACGUCCAGAUCCCCGAUCACGACUCCUACGACAUCCUCAACGAGCCCUACACGGUCCCCAUCAACCGGACGACCGACGGCCCCGCCUACAUGAUGGCCGUCUUCCACCAGCUACAUUGCCUCUCGUACAUCGUGAACCACUACCAGCAAGGGUACGCCGGCACCGAGCUGACCGAGGAGGUGGCCCAUCACUCGUCGCACUGCUUCGACUACCUGCGCCAGUCGAUCAUGUGCGCCGGCGACACCAACCUGGAGGGCGAAACGGAGGCGGGACCCGGCUGGGGUUCGGAACACGAGUGUGUUAAUUACGAUGCGCUACUCAAUUGGGCGAACGAGCGGUCGGCCAUGAAGUGGAGGAACGCGCUGUUGCCGGGUGAAGCUAUACUUUGA